AUGACGUCCAAGCCCACAGAAUCCCCUUCACUCUAUCCAGGGGAAAUUCUCGACACCAUCGCCGGAUUUCCCGCAAUAUACCAUUUCCAGCCCGCCGUAAAACAAGAUGAGAACCCCGAGAAGACCACACCAUUAGUGGUGUGUAUCCCAGGGUCCAUGCAUUUGGCCCGAAUCUUCUACGGGGGGCACAAGGGAUCAAAAGAGAGCGAUUUCCUAGCACAUCACCUCAGCAACUUUGGCUUCAACGUUGUAUCACUCUCAUACCCAGUGGAAUCUAGUCCUGAGAUCAUGCCAACGACAGGUCCACACUUCCGAAUUCAAGAUUGGGGUCAUCAAGCAGCAACGAUAGCCAAAAAGGCGAUUGAGGACAAUUCCUUGACGACGCGAUCUAUCAUCCUUAUAGGAUGGAGCAUGGCCGGCCGAGUGGUUGUACCAUUCAACAAAGCAGCGAAGAGUCUGGAUCUGAACGUUGAACAAUUCAUCAGUUUCGCUGCUACUCCCGGCAUUUCCAACAUACGCAAUCCAGCUCCGGGAAUGGACUGCAGCAAAGCAGGAUAUUUUUGCAUUCCAACUCGGAUUGGUAACUUCUAUCAACAAAUUGAAGCGAUGGCAGGAUUCAACGACAACAAAGUUGCUAUUCCACGCGAUAUCUUUCUCCGUGAAUAUGUCGGGGGUACGCCGAUCAAUUUAACAGGAGUGAGGCUGAAAUACGACGGGCAAGGGGCUUUCAUCCAGGAUGAAGUGACUCAUGAAGAAGAUACAGAAGUCUUCGAUAUUGGCAAUAUCCCUUUCAUAACAGCCUUGUAUCCGAAUAGUAUUCUCGAUGCUAGUCAUUCCCUUGCAGACCGUGCGACCUGGGGCUUUUUUCUUACAUAUCAAUUGGAGGCGAUGAUCGGGAAAGAGGGAUUUGAAAAUUUGAAAGGGACAGUUAAAUGGCAGAAUCUGUUGGAUUUUGUUCACUCUGCUCCUGAGAGACUUUGUUUAUCUGUUGAAGGUAGCCAUUUCUUCUUUGUUGGAGAAAGUUCUGCCCGGCAAGUAGCAGAUAAGGUUGUUAGACUCUUUCGCGAUUCAAAGGAAUUCCAAAAAGAGCUGUUUGAAAUGAUAAUGUAG
Messenger RNA from Penicillium angulare, 1110 nucleotides. RefSeq lists its product as uncharacterized. The record is from RefSeq and is a predicted model, not a curated record. The transcript has a single exon. Bases 1 to 1110 code for a protein of 369 amino acids. Lineage: Eukaryota; Fungi; Ascomycota; Eurotiomycetes; Eurotiales; Aspergillaceae.